Messenger RNA from Zeugodacus cucurbitae (melon fly), 1208 nucleotides. It is a transcript of the gene Brms1, whose product is annotated as breast cancer metastasis-suppressor 1-like protein. Gene Ontology annotation, molecular function: histone deacetylase binding. NCBI's taxonomy places the organism in Eukaryota, Metazoa, Arthropoda, Insecta, Diptera, Tephritidae. The record is from RefSeq and is a predicted model, not a curated record. The coding region runs from base 175 to 891 and encodes 238 amino acids. The transcript is spliced from 3 exons. Gene Ontology annotation, cellular component: Sin3-type complex. Gene Ontology annotation, biological process: negative regulation of transcription by RNA polymerase II.
UUUGACGUUUGGACUGUAGUGCACAACAACAUAGCAAUCACUGGUAUUGCAUUUGUAAAAGUGAUUGGGGAAUAUUAAACAAAACUUUACAAUAAACGGAGUUGUUUACAUAAAUAACUGUUAAAGUUUAUUGUUAUCCCAUUAAUUAUUCGUUAAGUUUUGAGUGCUAACAAUAUGCCUGCUAAAAACGAGGGGGAGGCGACAGAUGCCGAGGAUGUUUCUGGGGCCGAGUCCGAUCAUUCCAACUCCAGCCAAAAUCGAGAAUCGACGGACGAGGAAGCUAAUGAAAUGGACUCUGACGAUUCAUCUGAUAUGGAUUACAAUGAAAUGGAUAAAAUCCGAAGUGAAUAUUGUCAGGAUUUAGCCAGCCUCGAAAUGCAAUUUGAACAAUUGCGGGAGCAAUACUAUCAUGAACGCUAUAAACAAAAUGAACAACAAAUUGCCGAUGUACGCGAAGGCCGUUCGGAGGAAUAUUUAAUACCCUUGAGAGAAUUGGAUAAAGCUUACGAAAACCGCGUCGAAGUUGCGGAAAAGCUGCGUCAAUUUCGCUUAGAAAACAUUGAACAUAAAUACCAGUCAGAGAUACAAGCUGCGCAACAAAACUUUGAGAGCGAAAAGCAGUUAACUGUCGAUCAGAUAGAAGAGCAAUUAAUAGAGCGAAUACGACGAUUGGAAGAAGAUCGAAACAACGUCGAUAUAUCCUGGUCAGAUUGGGCGGUUGAUAGGCGCGCCAGUAAAGUGAGAGGGCCUGGGAGAAAAAAAGCUGUUACGGUUACUGGUCCCUACAUUGUAUACAUGUUACGUGAUGAAGAUAUUAUGGAAGAUUGGACGGCAAUACGAAAAGCGCUCAAACGGUCUACGGCGACCUCAGUCUCUACUGUGGCUAUAUGAUAAAAGCCGAAUUGCAAUUCUGUAGUCCUUAGUUUUCCUUUAGUUUUUAAAACUUAUCAAAUGGAAUGAAAUUUACCAAUUUAUGUAUAGUGCAGCCAGUUCUGUUUAUUUUAAAUUCUCUCAGGACGUAUAGAUAUAAUCUUUACAUAAUCGGUUUUUGUUUAAGUUAUAUUUCGCCAUUUCAGUUAACUCGAUUUAACGUUUCGUUAAUAAGCUAAACUAACUAUAUCUUAACUAUGUACUAGCGCAAUUCCCCCCAAAAAAAGAAAAAACAAAGACAUAAAAAAUAAAAAUCGUAUAGUUGUACUUUUAUAGAA